UGGAAAUCGUGAUUUGUUUAUAAUGUCGCAGUUCGCAACACCUUUUAUUGUCGUGAAUUUGGGCUGUGAGAUGAUUUAUGUGAUCGACCAGAGGCUGAAAGCACAACAUAUAGGAUCAGACAAAUCUGAAAGAGUUCUUACGGAUGUUGCUACAGUCUUACUUCACCCAAAACUCCUGGAUGAACUAUUUAUACCACAACCGGUGGCCACACACGUCGUCACGAAACAAUUGCUGCAAGAUAUAUCGGCUACAUCUAUUAUGAAACUGGACGAAUAUUCUAUGACCAAAUUAUGGGACCUAAUGACCAUGAUAUACAAAUGGCAGCUUUCAGUAGCAACAAAUCAAAACAUUUUUGACAUUACGCGCCGGCACCUGAAAAAUGUAGCCAGAUUGCUACCACAUUAUUUCCCCAAAAGUUUUAUUGAACAAACAUUGAUAAGGUUUCAAAACUUAAAACAACGCUUUACCGACGAUGAUUAUAAAUGUUUGAUCAAUACCUUAAUUUUGUGGUUUUCUGAAUAUCACACAAAAAUUUCCGUACUGUUACGGUUGGGAUUGCAAAAAAAAGAUGGCACAUUUAGUUUACCAGCCACCAUUAACCCAAAGAUUUUACACAACUUGGGAGAAAACAUUUAUAUUUACGAUUCAAAGAAAAAUCCUGUUGAAGACUUUGAAAGAAGUUGUUCUGAUACUUCUGAAAUUAAUUGUCUGCUUGCUUCAAUUGAAAAAGAAAAAAAUAUAUCAAAACAAGGUAUACUAAAAAUUCAACUGCCCAUUGAAUUAGGAAAUCAACAAAGUAAAAAAGGUACUCUAGAAUUAGCUCGCGAUACAAUGUUUGAAAAUAUUGCAACUAAUUUCAAGUGCAGCACAAAUGACUUAUCAUUCAAUCCUAAUUUACCAAAAUCACCACAAGAAGACCUUUUAAAAAUGUUAGAUGAGUCGUAAAUAUUGUAAUUAGGUAUAAUUACCUAUUCCUUAUGAAUAAUUCAAUUCCACAUAAGCUUUAAAUUUUUACAUAUUAUCUAAUAAAAAUUACAAUAAUGUACUAUGUAUAUGUGGCGUUCCAAACAAAAGGGGCAGAUUCGAGUUUCCAAGACAUUUCAGAUUUUGUAAAAACAGGUGGAAAAUUGGCAUCUUAGCAAAUGGCCACGUUUUCAUACAAUAAACGUCUCUAAAUAAUGUACCUACAUAAUGUGAGAUUAGUGAAACACUAUAAAUUGUAGGAUGGGAAUUGAAUUCUAUAUAUAAUAACUAACUAUUUAUGCUCUAUUAUAAUAAUAUAUGUAACUAACUACUAGAUCUCUAGCUAUUACAGAGUUUUAUGUCUAUUUCCCAACAAUUUAUUUUUUGUAAGUAUAAACAUUGAAACAUUUUUUCCAAUAAAUAUGCCUUAACUCGAUACGCAAGCAGUAACUGAACACCACAUUAUAUUACUAUACAUACACAAUAUAAUACCUAUAACAUUUUAUUUAGAGAGACAUAUUUUAAGAAAUCAAUAUUUUCGUCCAUGAUAUUUUUUUAUGAAUUAUAUAAACACAGAAUGCAAUGCAAUAAUUCAAAUUCCCUAGUUUUAUGGUAACAUCUUGAUUAAUGACAACACUGACUCUUAGAAUUAAGAUUUAUCGGAAUUCCCCGAACUUCCUGCAAUGGAAGUCGAACAAAUACUUUUUAUUUUGUAAACUAUUCUGUUCUCAGAAAUUUCUGUACUCAGAAAACAAAUUUCUGAGAACACAAUAGUCACUUUGUAUUGUAUUGCAACCUGAGGUAGCAACAUUUUAACCUAGGAUAUACUUACGGCACUAGAAGAUACGUAGAAUAUAAUGAUGUAGAGAUAUUCUAGAAUAUCCUAGCCAAGUCAUUCCAGAUUUUCGGUCAUAUGCAUUGUGAUGCAUAGAAUAGAAAUAGUGCUACAUGGCCUUUUAUGGAGGUCCGAUUCCCAGCGUGAGCAAUAUUUAUUUGUACCUGUUUUUACAGAUAUUUAUUUGCUGCCUGUGGUUUGAUAUGCUCGUAUCCAUCGGACCCACGCAUAAAUCAACAAAAAAUAAAAAAUUGACCCACGACAUAAGCAUAAUGCCUAGUGGGUUUUGAAUGAAACAUUGUCCAUAUAAUUUGGAUUUACCACAGAUACAAUAAUCUGUGGGAUUUACUAAAGACAGAUUUGUAUACAUAAACCAGACAAAGAAAAUUAAUGACGACGGGCUAGCUUUCCCAAAUGAGAUAGAAAAUAACAAUACAAUUUCCGGGCCCGUCUUAUACAAAAUGGCAGAUUGGGCCUUCCCAAAUCGGGUGCAUACACAGUGAGGGACAAAGAUAGAUAGCUAAUUAACACCGUCCGGUUUCUUGUAUUU
This is a messenger RNA of Plodia interpunctella (Indianmeal moth), 2349 nucleotides long. It is a transcript of the gene OSCP1, whose product is annotated as Organic solute carrier partner 1. The coding region runs from base 23 to 946 and encodes 307 amino acids. The transcript has 2 exons. Lineage: Eukaryota; Metazoa; Arthropoda; Insecta; Lepidoptera; Pyralidae. The record is from RefSeq and is a predicted model, not a curated record. Gene Ontology annotation, biological process: transport. Gene Ontology annotation, cellular component: plasma membrane; cytoplasm.